AUGUCGCUGAAGAAGAAAACCUUCAAGCAGCGCAUUCGCCAAAAUGAUAUGAAGGGCCGACACAAAGUCUCCGCGGAAUUGCGGAAACGCAUGCGUGUUGGGCAGCGGCGGUAUAAUCGCUUCGAUAAUGUUGAGAGCGGCUCACGGGCGCUGGAGGAACUCGUGGCGGACAUUUCGCAGGGAUCCGCCGCCCCCACCCGAGAAGUGGCGUUAGACCCGCGGAGUCUCACAGAUCUCCUCCUCUGCCCAGUCGUGCAGCCGCAGAGUGAAAGCGGUAAAGGCAACAAUGGUAAUCCUAAUAAUAAGAAUAACAAUAACAAUAAGAAUAAUAAUAAUAAGCCGGCCAAGAUGGCUUUACCAGAUGGACCAUUGCCAGAUGACCACCCGCUUGCUAUCCCAGCGAUUAAAGUGGAAGAGGAUGAAUUAAAUAAGGGAAAGAAUAUUGGUUCUACUACAAGCAAGAAUCAGUAUCGCCAUCAUGGUAGUCCAUAUCUUUUCUGGGAACGAGUGGGAUUACAUCCUUUGUUAUUAAAAGCCUUGAAAUCUAUGCGAUUCACACAUCCCACACCAGUGCAAGAAGAAGUACUACCCAAUGUACUCCUCAAAGAUAAGAAUGGGACAGAAACAACUGUAAUUGGUACCUCAGCGAAGAGUCGUAGAAAGCAACGUGGUUUAGCUCAGAAGGAUGUGGUUAUCGCAGCUGAAACGGGAAGUGGAAAAACCCUUGCCUUUGCUCUUCCCAUUCUGAAUCAUAUUCUGACAACAACACUGGCUAGCGAAAGUGCGACUAUCCUUGAAGUCAAUAAUGAUGAAAAGGAAGAAACCAAGAAGGAAGAGAAGGAGGAGAAAAAAGAAGAAGAAAAAGAAGUCGGAGAUGAUGAUAAACAACCUCAAGAGGAGGAGGAAAAAUCAGCAGUGGAUGGCAAGACAGGAAAGAAGAAUAAAAAAACUGGUGUUAAAAAGGGAGAUCCGAAGAGUGAAAAGAAUAGUAGAAAAAGAGUACGUGAUGAGAAUGAAAAGAGUGAUGAAAAAACCACAUCUACUACUAAAACUAAUAAAGUACCUAAAGACCGACUAAUGCAAGCACUUAUUGUUUCACCUACCCGUGAAUUAGCUCUUCAAAUAAAUGAAGCUUUUCUUCAGUUAACACAACAUGCCCCUCAUGUUGUGGUUGGUUGUGUGGUUGGUGGAAUGGCCCCAGAGAAGCAGCAGCGUGUAUUAAACCGUCAUCCACAUAUACUUAUUUGCACACCUGGUAGACUUUGGGAACUGGUUCAAAAGAAUGAGGGUUGUUAUCUUGGACACAGUAUUAGUCGUCGUCUUUCUUAUGUCGUUCUCGAUGAAGCGGAUAAACUUCUUCAAUCUGGACGUUUUGAAGAACUUAAAAAUCUUCUCGAGCGUAUUCAUUGUGAGGUGUUACCAGCAGGUUUUGUACAGGAGCGUGAGGAGGGAGCAGAAACUGGUGAUUUUGAAGUGGAGGCUGGUGAAUGGGAUGAGGAAAAGCAAAAAUUUGUUCCCUUUUCUAAAAAGUCUAAAGCUGAAGAAAAGGCAAAAACAGAUAGUAUUGAAUUGGAAGAAAAAGAUAAACAAAGACGUUAUAAAAAAGAUGAUCCACGUCCAAUUCCAAUGCCUCCAAGUCCACCAGAUUAUCAACGUGUGGUUACCUUUGUUACAAGUGCAACAUUAUCAUUGCAGACAAAUUAUGAACGUAAAGAUAUGAGAGCAAAAAAGACUGUUAUACGUACUUCUAAUGCUGAUACUAUGAUGACGGUACUACAACAGUUAGAGAUUAAACCAACGAAUGCUCAUGUGUUUACUAUCUCACCCAAGGCAGAUGUUGCUGCAAAGAUACAAGAAACAUAUUUACGUUGUCCUGGAGAUAGUAAAGAUUUAUAUUUGUAUUAUUUCCUUAAAAUGUACCGUGAACGAGCUAUUGUGUUCGUCAAUGCUAUUUCCAUGCUUCGUCGUUUAGUGAAGUUAUUGGAGGUACUGGGAAUCCCUGUAGCUGGAUUACAUGCCUCACUUCAACAACGACAACGUUUAAAAUAUAUUGAUAAGUUCAGAAAAGGUGAAAAACGAGUAUUAGUUGCCACAGAUAUCGCUUCUCGAGGUUUAGAUGUAGAAGGAUUAAAGUAUGUUAUUCACUUUCAAGUUCCACGUUCCACAGAUGCGUAUAUUCACCGCUGCGGUCGUACAGCCCGUUGUGGUGGUACUGGUCUUUCAUUGUUAAUGGUAAAUGCACAGGAACACGUCUCCUAUACAAAACUUAUGGAUUCUCUUGGUCGCCAUGCAGGUGAGAUGGAAGUAUUCGCCCUCCAACCCACUAUUGUACAUCAAUUACACCCUCAUGUGAAAAUGGCUUUACAGAUUGACAAACUACAAAAGGAAAUUGAUAAAUCACGGGCUCAGAAUAAUUGGGCACGUCGUAUGAGUAACCAAGCAGAUAUUGAGGUGGAUGACAUGAUUGAUGAUGAAGCGGAUAAUGAGAACAAGGCAAAGGAAAAGGCCAUCAAGUUACUAAAGAAACGUCUCUUGUUGCUAGUUGACAAGGAUAUGGGUACAGCUGGUGGAAAGGGUGGAUUCCGAACAAGUGCACAGGCACUAGGUGCGAAACAGGCAGAGUUAAAACUUAUUGAACGUGCAGAAGAACAGGUGACGCAAAAGGCGAAAAAGCGUAAGGAUAUAAUGGCAAAAAAAGAAAAGGGAGGAAAAAUUAAGAAGAGUAAAUGA
This is a messenger RNA of Trypanosoma theileri, 2730 nucleotides long. Its product is annotated as ATP-dependent RNA helicase. Bases 1 to 2730 code for a protein of 909 amino acids. The record is from RefSeq and is a predicted model, not a curated record. Gene Ontology annotation, cellular component: nucleolus. The transcript has a single exon. Lineage: Eukaryota; Euglenozoa; Kinetoplastea; Trypanosomatida; Trypanosomatidae. Gene Ontology annotation, molecular function: RNA helicase activity; nucleic acid binding; ATP binding.